UAGAAAGACAUACAAGCAUACACAUUCACACACGACAUGUCUUCAACCUCAGCACCACCACAUCUAUUACAGCGAAUGGCUGAAAAGAAGAAGGAACUCGAACAUCUUUUAGCCUUGAGGCAAUUUGCAAGUCGUCUUCAAACUCAUUUCGAUGAGCUGUCUGAGAAGUUUGAGGCAUUGACUCAGGGCAACGAAGCCGUCUGCAAAGUUUUAGAAAACUGGACGGACGUGUUCAGAACUAUUGAGCUAACAGAGAACUACGCUGCUGUAGACCAGGAUCAAAACCAGCAACGAUCGUCUCUCGUCAAGAUCCCAAUAAUAUAGCUAUGACAGCUCCAAUUA
Messenger RNA from Lobosporangium transversale, 342 nucleotides. Its product is annotated as DASH complex subunit Dad2-domain-containing protein. The coding region runs from base 37 to 324 and encodes 95 amino acids. Gene Ontology annotation, cellular component: mitotic spindle midzone; mitotic spindle pole body; mitotic spindle. The record is from RefSeq and is a predicted model, not a curated record. NCBI's taxonomy places the organism in Eukaryota, Fungi, Mortierellomycota, Mortierellomycetes, Mortierellales, Mortierellaceae. The transcript has 3 exons. Gene Ontology annotation, biological process: attachment of spindle microtubules to kinetochore; mitotic cell cycle.